GCCAGCCUCCAGGUCCAAGCGGGCUGGGGUGUGUGGCGCAAGGCUGGUUGUUUGUACUGCUGCAGGUGCGACCGCGCUUCACAGGGCCGAAUCACUAUUUACACCCGCCGCCCCUGCCCCAUCUCCGUUUCCCACAUCACAUUCCCCUGCUUUAUAUUCCCGGCUCGCCCUCGCCCUUCUCUCCACCCACACGCACAUUCGCUUCGAUUUGACCACACUCGCUCGGCUUCUUCAGUUGCCAGCUCGAUACCACCUUCCUACAGUAACCGACAACAAUCGCUACCAUGCGUACCCAGUCCGUCUUCACUCUGCUCGCUGUGGCCGCAGCUGUCGUCGCCGAGGACGCUCCCGUCGUAGAGCACAACCCCAUUGGCGCACAGUACGAGGCCACCCUCAAGCCCAAGGGUAAAUACGAAGUGUCUGGUGCCGUCAAGAUCGCCAGCGGUGCUGCUGGCAAGGGCGUCACGAUUGAGAUCGCUCUUGCCGGCCUGCCUGCCCAGGGCGGUCCCUUCUUGUACCAUAUUCACGAGAAGCCUGUCCCCGAAGAUGGCAACUGCACUGGAACUGGCGCCCAUCUCGACCCCUACAAGCGCGGCGAGACGCCCCCCUGUGACGCCAGCGACAAGGCGUCUUGCCAGACGGGAGAUCUAUCUGGCAAGUACGGCAAGAUCGAGUCGACCUCCUUCAGCGCCACAUAUAACGAUGAGUUCCUUGCGACCCUGACCGACGACGUGUCCUACUUCGGUGACAAGUCCAUUGUCGUCCACCUGGCCAACAAGACCCGUAUCGCUUGCGCCAACUUCAAGCAGCUGUCUCCUGGCGAUGUCACCACGACCGCCUCGUCUGUCGGCACCUCCUACGGAACCGCACUACCUUCUGGAUCUGCGAGCCACGGUCACAACGCCACCACCUCAGCUACCCCUACUGGUUCCACCGGUGCUCCCAUCCAGCCCACCGCAUCCCCGACCGCAAGCACUACCGCGGCCCCGCCUAACACCGGCGCCGCCGGUAAGGUGGCAGUCAGCGGUGCAGCCCUCCUCGCUUUCGCUGCGGCCAUGAUGCUCUAGAUAGUAAUCAAGUAAUGUUGGGAAAGGAUAUUGCUGCAUUUGGCGUUAUUUCGGGCAAAACUUCGAGGAAUUGUGUAUACGGAUUUUCAGCCUCACGGGCACGGUAAUGAAAGGAGCAGGUGAUAAUAUCCAUGAUUCGGUAGAUACCAACGAUAA
Messenger RNA from Paraphaeosphaeria sporulosa, 1223 nucleotides. RefSeq names its product Cu,Zn superoxide dismutase-like protein. Gene Ontology annotation, biological process: superoxide metabolic process. Lineage: Eukaryota; Fungi; Ascomycota; Dothideomycetes; Pleosporales; Didymosphaeriaceae. The record is from RefSeq and is a predicted model, not a curated record. The transcript has 2 exons. Gene Ontology annotation, molecular function: metal ion binding. The coding region runs from base 285 to 1067 and encodes 260 amino acids.